This is a messenger RNA of Symbiodinium pilosum, 3681 nucleotides long. The record is from the annotation of a GenBank genome assembly. NCBI's taxonomy places the organism in Eukaryota, Dinophyceae, Suessiales, Symbiodiniaceae.
AUGCUGAAGCAGAGCACCCGUUGCGCCACGGAACUUGCCAAAUGGCAAAUCUGUCCAGGCUCUGGGCUCGAGAUUGACCUUCAGUCUUCAGCUCAAAUGAUGCAGUAUUCUUUACCUCCUCUUGCCCGGAUUGGGCUUACCGUGUGGCCAUUCAUUGGCCUGGCUUUCGGCACAACAACUGGCAAAGACUGUGCAUCAAACGCGGCAUCCCUUCUUGCCGUGAAAGCGGAAACACACGUGGCCGAGCUCGCCUUACUUGAGGAUGCACCCAUCAAUUUUACGAAUGGUUCGAACGCAUCCAUUAACGAGACGCUCGAGGGCUUAGUCAGUAACAACAUUGUACAGAACAUGAAGGAGAUCAAAGCCUUGCCAAACCCGGAGAACCGCAGCAACAGCAGCAGCAAUGGCACUGAUUUCAAUGGCACUGCCAACGACACCAAGAAUGGCACCAGCAAUAGCUCGAAUGGCACUGCUGGGGAUACCAAUGGCACUGCGGGCAGCCAGCGGCCGAAGCAUGGUUUCGGAGAGCUCGCAGUGAACUUGGAGUUCAUUACCCUGAAGUUAGCGCAACUGGAAACGGUCGCGGAGCUUCAACAAGUUGAGAUCCACAAGCUCCUCGCGAAGGUUGAUGAACAGGACCAAGAGAUCAAGAAGCUGAAGCAGGCGCAGACUGGCGCGGCUCCUUCACCGCCGACGUCGUCCCUUUCACAGGAAUCGAGCCGAGCCCGAGUGGAAGAGGCGCAGAAGGUCUUCAAGAAGGUUGUGCAGAAGCACUUCCAUCAGCGCCAGAAGAGGGAGUUUGUGACUCCGUUUUCAGGCACCACCAAGAAGGCAGCCAAAGAGAGCGGUGGGCCGAAGUCCGCCAAGAAGCAGGCCCGCCAGGCCCGCCAGGCUCCGGCAGCGGCUCGGGAGGAUCGCGAGGCUCUGCUGCAGCGGUCCACCUCCAGCGGCGAAGGCCAAGGCAACCUGAGCUCGCUGGACACCGCAGUGUCCGCGAAGUGGGUGGAUGAUGUCGUUGACACAGUGAGUGAUGUUGGCAGUUCCGCGCUGGGGACCAUCACGGACGGCACCGGCAUGAUUGGCGAUGCCCUUGGCGAUGCGUACGAGCACGCUGCAGAUCAGAUUUCCUUCGUGGCGAAUACCGUCAUUGACACUGUGGAGAUGGCAGUGACCAUCCUCCUCCGCGGCUUCACAGACUGGGACGCGGCCUGUCCAGACAUGCAAUGGCCCAGCAUGACAGUGAACUCCAACGGGCUGUACGUCGAUUGGGGCAAGCAGUACUGCUACAUCAGGCUCAUGGGCCAGAGCAUCACCCUCCUGGAUUUCGAUUUCGGGGAGACGAGCCUGUCUUGGCCAGAGCCGAUCAAGACAGUUACGCGUUACGGACUGGAGCCUAUCAAGGCAGUAGUGAACAUUGGCAGGGAGAUCGUGAGCUGCGCCACGGAGGGCUCGGUUACAGACGUUUUCAAGUGCUUCGGCAACAAGCUCCUUGAAGUGGUGCCGCCUCUGAACUUCCUGAAUCGCAUUGGCGACAUGAUCCAGGAGUUUAUUGAGGUCUUUGCGCAUAUUGCCACCGCGGUCAUCAACACGAUCUUGAAGGACAGCAGCUCCCUGAUCCAGCAAGCUGUGAACUCCAGCUUCCCUGCAGUCGGCUCCCAGCCAGUGGUGCACCACACAGGGAGGAACCUUGUCAUCAAGACCCAUGCCCAGCGGCGCCCGGGUGCCACGUCAGCGGCCACAUCGCAUCCACCAAACAGUGCCGCCCAGGUGGGUGCGAAGCUGAAGCGUGCGCGUCGCGACGAUGAUGAUGACGAUUCCGAUGGUGGUAUCACCUUCGAGAUUCACGACAACGAGGCGAACUACGCGACCAAGCUCAUCACCCAGUUCGCUGGCAAGGAGACAGACACGAGCAGCUGCCUGGCCUUUGCGCCGAAGACCCGGCGCGGGGCCGACAACACAGUGACAAAGCGAGACUGGCAGGUCGGGGAUUACGGCGAUUUCAUCCAACUGGAGCCCUGGGCAGUUCCCUGCGACAACGAAUGGAUGCAAGAGAACCCUGACAAGUGGGAAGGCUAUUCUUUCUACACCUGGGAAUCCGCCAUCGAGAAAUGCGUAACCGUAAGCUACAGCAUGUCCACUCAGCCGGUACUUGCUUUUGUGGGGGGCUUGCAAUUUGACCUCCUGCCGUCGCCCCUGACGGAGAUGGAGACCACGGUGUGCUGGCCAGACAAACAGCCAGGUGGGGUGGACCUCAGCGUCCUCCGCACUGUGAUCCUAUCUGGUGGCGUCCCGCUCUUCAGCCGAACUCUUCGGCUGACCAAACGCUUUGGCAGCAACACGGAUUUCAAGCAAGGAAACAUCUUCCCCGCACACGAGACGUGGAGGAACCCGAUUGGCAUUGCGACAGCCCAGCACGGCGUGGAGGACGACAGGUCCUUGGAAGCUAUGGACCGGGAGGCACUGCUUCAGAACGAGAGCUACACGAAGAAUCGCAAGCCUCCUCCGAAGCACCAGGACCUCCAUUGGACCGAGGAGGAGGUGCACCUGGCCUCCAUGCUCUAUGAUCGGUACAUGAAUACGACCAUGACAAGCCAGCUCCGGGGACCGGAAGCCAGACGAAAGCUCCGCUUGAUGCAGGAAGACCAGGAGACUGGGACCAGCAGCGACUUCGAGCUUUUCAGCUUCGCAAACCCAGGCCUGGUGUCAUUCAACAUCCGGGGCAUCCUGGCCAACAACGACCUGCAGAUUGGCCUGAAGGUGAGCUUUGGCCCUUUCACCUCCCCAGAGAAGCGGAUUACUCUGGUGAACAUCGUGGAUCACUACCGCCUGGUCUUGUCGGCCAUGCCCUUUGUCUCGGUGGACACUCGGCUCAAGGCCUUGGACGCACUGAAGAAUUUCUCUACGAAUGACGUCUCGAGCGCAAGCACUGGCACCGCCUCGGUCGUCGGCGAGGCGGUUGUGGCUCAGAACUACAAAAGCCCGGGAAGGAACUACUUGGCCUUCAGCACUCGCCAGCAUGGCCAGGUGACGAAUUUGUGGCAGGGCCUGAUUGCAGGCGAUAUGACUUGGGAGGUGAUGAUGAAGUUUCACGAGACUCCACCAUACCAGACCAACAUCAUGGGGUCCUACGAGUUCAACGACAACAGCUACAGCACUUCCAAUCGAAGGCGAUCCGUGGGUCUCUUCAUCAAGCCCGAUGGAAGGCAUUUCAUCGGCAGCGCCUUGCAAGGAGAGCGGGGUAGUGCAGCAAGCGGACCCAACCUGUUUGAUCAUAAGUGGCACCAUGUGGUCCUUGUCCUCUCCAAGAGCACGCAGAAGGCCUACUACUUCAUAGAUGGCGUCCGAAUCAACUCAGCAGAUUACCUUGUGGGAAAUCAGAAUCCCUCCAUUGACGGAACCAUCACAAUCGGAGGGGGCCAUUUGGGGCGGAACUUCGACAACCAGGUGAGCCGCUUCGCCAUUUGGAGCCGCGCUUGGUCCCAGGAGGAUGCCACCAAAGCCCUGACCUGUGGCGUUGAUACCACGGGCCUGAAGGUCCUUUACACCUUGGACGGUGGCUUUGAGGACAUAGAGGAUCACUACCUGGAUCUCCGCAGUGUCGGGCCGAAUGGGGCCUUUGUGACAUGCUCCGACUGCUCCCACUGCGCCACCUACGCCAGCACAAGCGUGAGCAUCCGCUGA